AAGCUCGAGGUCAGUGCCUAUCGUUGUCGGUGGAACGUCGGAGUGAUAUUCAAACCAGAAACAUUUACGUCUGAAUACCCGUCGGUGUGUGUUGUCUCUUCAGGCAAAUUGAAAAACUUUGUUGUCGAAAACAAAACAACGAAAUGAAAUACGGAUUACAAACAAAGACUUUAAUCAUCUUACUAUUAUCCUGUGGCAUUUUAACGAAGGCCAAAAUUCUAAACGAGUGUGAAGCCAUGCGUGAACUUCAACGUGGUGGCAUCUCAAGAACUUUCAUGAGUAAUUGGAUUUGCCUGAUGAAGAACGAAAGUGGUAUGAAUACUCAGCUCAUCACUGGUCCAAAAGGAGCAUCCAACUAUUACUACGGUAUAUUUCAAAUCAGCAGUAGCAAAUGGUGUACACGUGGUCGCGUCGGUGGUAUUUGUAACAAGCGUUGCGAAGAUUUUGCCAACGACGACAUACAGGAUGACAUAGUUUGUGCGAAAAAGAUUUCUAACAUGGACGGAUUCAAAGCUUGGAACGAAUGGACGAAGAAAUGCAAGAAUAAACCGUUACCAAAUAUAAGAAAUUGUCGAAGGCGACGAUGAAUGUCAUAGAAGGAAAUAAUCGUUGAUUAUUUUAACGAUCUAUAGAAGGAAAAGUACAAAAUAUCAAUGAUUUAUGACUUAGAUAACGAAGAAAACAUUAAUCGAUUACUUGUAAGUUACAUAUAUAUAUAUAUAUAUCAAUUAA
Molecule: messenger RNA, 732 nt
Organism: Vespula vulgaris
Lineage: Eukaryota; Metazoa; Arthropoda; Insecta; Hymenoptera; Vespidae
Product: lysozyme c-1-like
Exons: 1
Coding region: 144-587 (147 amino acids)
Source: RefSeq, a predicted model, not a curated record